AUGGUGUCCCUCCUACGUUCGUCGGCCGCUGCGGCGCUUCUCUUGGCGAGCCUCAUCGCCGCCGACAGAAGUUCCCCACAGUGGGUGCAAAUCAGGCCUACACUACCUGCUAUUGGCUGCUCUCAGCAGGAUUGCGGGUGCGCUGGCUUCGAAAAAGUGGAGUUGAACGAGGGCGACGAAACGAACACGGGAUCCAUUGAUGGAAUGCGCGCUGUGAAGUACUGGCCUGAGCCAAUUGGGUACAAGAGUGCGUUCAUAAACCAAAGCAACAAAGACCCGUACACGCUGAGCUUCGCCGCGCUCCACAGCCGUGACCUGCCGUUGAUGAGGAACGAGCUCGGGGCGGAUGCGGUGCUUCUUGGCCCAUGGUCCAUCGACUCCACGAGCCACUCGGACUUCUUGGCAGAGGCCAAGACGAACAAUCUCAACGUCAUCCCCUCGUUCGACAUCGCCUGGUACUGGGCGGAUGGCAACUGGCAGACCGACGGCACCAGCGCAAGCCUGCAGCUGGACUUCAGAAGUUUCUUGGAGAACUCCGCGGAGCGGGUCGGGUCCAGCAGGCCCUACACCCCGGAUUCGGUGCUGAUGUGGAACGUGGUGGGCCUUCCCGACAUCUCACUCCUUCUGCCACGGCAGUGCUUUGGUGGUGCGGUAUCGUCCGUGAAGAACUUCAGGAAUUGCCUCGACAGCACCGGGCUUGCCGACGCCACGGCGACGAUGGAGGAAUUUCAGCAGAUCCUGGAGACCAUCCGGACUGAGCAGAAGAGGUAUUUCUGCACUCAGGGCCCCUACGUGCCUGCAGAUUGCGAGAAGGACGACGACCAGGUGGGAGCGUUCACUUUCGACAGGCCGUUGUCGCUGACGGUGGAACUGGGUCCCGACUUCUCGCUGGCCUACAGCGAGAACGUGGACUACAUUAACGGCCUGAUGUACUGGAUGGAGCGCGUGCUCGGAUGCAGGCAGGUCUCCGAGAGGCAGGUCGAGAUAUCGGUCACCUUCAACGACACGCUCAGCCACUGCCGCUUCAACGGGCGCGGCUUCUUUGACGCGUGGGUCGUCAAGGUCGUCACUGCCGCCUCGCAAGUGCAGGCGGAGAAGAUGGUUGACCUCGUCAGGGCGUGGCAUCCGGCUCGGCAGUAUCUCGACGGGGACUCCGCGCAGGGUGAUGGCGUCGCGCUCGAAGAGGUCUCGGGCGUGAUGAAGCCCGUCGUCUUUGAGUACGGUUUCCCCGCCUUGUCUCCCACAGGCGUGAUGGACGCCGCGCAGCAGCACGCCCUGCUGGGGCAGGUGUGGGAUGGCCUCAAACCCUACGUAUCUGACCAGGGCGGCGCGUCCUGCGUGCGGGGGGCAGUCGUCGACGAGUGGGUGGACGUGUGGAGCGCGGACUUGGCGUACGACGAGUGCGCCGAUCAAGUCUCGUCCCAGUUCAAGCACUCCGCCUGUGGCCCAUCCAGCGAUGCGGGUACCAUCGCCGUCGGCUUCCUCGGCAUCAUGGGCCAGUUCGACACGUUCCUGGUGCAUUGCAUCGACCAGCGCGUGGAAGGCAGCGACCGGUUCCAGUUUCAGGAGCUUUCGGGCGAGGACGUCAUCCAGUCCGUGGCGUGGUUGCCCUUCGGGAUCGAUGGGGAGUACGGCCAGCUGAAUCGUUGCCGCCCGGUUUGGCUGAGGCCGGGCCUGCCUGUGCUCGCGUGGUUCACCGCGAUGGCCCUGACGGUGUCGCUGACUCUCCUCUCGUGCUGUCUGGGCUGCUGUUGCUGCCGCGGCAGCCGGCAGGACUCGAACAAGAAACACAUGCAUGAACAUGAGCUUUCAGAGGUCCGUGCGGAUUUCUUGGAUCGGCGCUGGAGGCGCCGCUGGGGGGGCCCAGCGCGGACCCAACAGGUCCGCGUGGGCCUCCGAACGUUUUUGCGUUUUUGUUGCAGAUUGCUGCUUCUUUGA
Molecule: messenger RNA, 1938 nt
Organism: Prorocentrum cordatum
Lineage: Eukaryota; Dinophyceae; Prorocentrales; Prorocentraceae
Source: the annotation of a GenBank genome assembly